Messenger RNA from Lingula anatina, 6254 nucleotides. Its product is annotated as tubulin polyglutamylase TTLL5. Lineage: Eukaryota; Metazoa; Brachiopoda; Lingulata; Lingulida; Lingulidae. Gene Ontology annotation, molecular function: tubulin binding; tubulin-glutamic acid ligase activity. Gene Ontology annotation, cellular component: ciliary basal body. Gene Ontology annotation, biological process: microtubule cytoskeleton organization; protein polyglutamylation. The record is from RefSeq and is a predicted model, not a curated record.
AUUGCUUAACGCGCAUGCUCGGAAUUCUCCACAACAAACUCGAAAAGCGGGACAGGUGCUUCAGGUGGUCCCUGAAGGAGAUAUGGUGUGGUGGUGUGACCACAUUAUCAGAGGUUUUAAUUCUCUAUUUGCACCUAAAUAGACAUAAAAUAGUAGAAGCACCACAGAAGAUUCAGGAUGACAUCGCGGGCAAAGACAGCAGUUGACACCGCCUCCGUGUCUGAGAAGAGUGAUAACCCAGAUGAUCAGGAAGAUGACGAAGAUGAAGAAGAGGAGGAGGAAGAAGAGCAAGAAGAUGAAGAGACAGAGGAAGAAGAAUUAGACACAGAGUCAGAAAAACCAGUUAAAAAGAAGGCUUGGAGGCCUAAGAGUCAAGAACAUACAAAUGUUGUAUGGACAGGCAGUGGGAAAAGGACCCCUGUUCUAAUAUUUAAGCCCCAAGCUCUAGAAAAGAAGGAACCUCAGUAUAAAGUAAUAGGAGAAAAGUACCACUUGGCCUACAAGUUAAUAAGGACAGAGUGUAAAUUAUUGAGAUCAAUUCUCUCUGCGCAUGGUUUUCAUGAGGCACACCCAAACAGCAAUGAUUUCAAUCUGAUGUGGACAGGUUCUCAUCUGAAGCCUUACACUCUCAGGACCCUGACUGAGUUCCAGAAAGUUAAUCAUUUCCCCAGGUCUUAUGAAAUAACAAGAAAGGAUCGACUUUUCAAAAAUAUCCAGCGUAUGCAGCACACCAAGGGACCGAAACAUUUUGACUUUGUCCCUCCUAGCUUUAUUACACCGGGGGAGUUUCAGGACUUCUGUACUUACUAUUUAAAAGACAAGGGACCAUGGAUUGUGAAACCAGUUGCCUCAUCUCGAGGCAGAGGCAUUUUCCUCAUCAAUCAUCCGGAACAGGUCCCGCUUGAUGAAACUGUGAUUGUGUGCAAGUAUAUCCCAAACCCUUUGCUGAUAGAUGGGUUUAAGUUUGAUGUCAGGUUAUAUGUGGGGGUGACAUCCUACGACCCUCUGUUGAUUUACCUGUUUGAAGAAGGUCUUACAAGGUUUGCCACUGUGAGAUAUGACAAAAAUGCCAAAAGUCUCAGGAAUCAUUAUAUGCAUCUUACAAACUACAGUGUCAACAAGAAGAGCAAAGACUAUGUAGGGAAUGAUGACCCUGAUGUUGAAGAUUAUGGCAAUAAGUGGUCCAUGGGUGCUAUGUUGAGGUAUCUGAGCUCAGAGGGGUAUGACACUACAGCUCUGAUGAUGAGAAUAGAAGAUGUUGUGAUCAAAACCAUCCUCUCGGCUGAGAUGCCCAUUGCUACUGCUUGUAAAAUGUUUGUGCCAUUCAAGGGAAAUUGUUUUGAAUUAUAUGGGUUUGAUAUUCUGAUAGAUUCUAACCUCCGCCCCUGGAUCUUAGAGGUUAACCUUUCCCCCUCCCUGGCAUGUGAUUCUCCACUGGACUUGAAAAUCAAGGGUCACAUGCUGUCGGAUCUUUUCAGUCUAACAGGCUUUGUGUGUCAUGAUCCUAUGGUGAGGAAGCCAGCACAGAGUAACAGAAAUCAAGAUGUUCAGAAUAAAAACCCUGCUAGAGCUCAGAAGAGGUUUAUUACUCUCAAAGUGGAUCUCAAGUCAGCGCGACCUCCCACGAGGUCAACUGUGCGACAGAGAUCUGGUUCCUCAACAUCGCAGCGUACGCGUCCCCAGUCAGCAGGCUCUGCUGGCGGCAAGGAGUCAAAGGGAGGCUCUGGGUUGUCAGCUGAGGAUGGGCGAACACUGCGCAGAGUGAAAGAAGAAUACAGCAGGCGCGGAGGUUGGGUCAGAAUAUUCCCGACUGCGGACUCAUGGGAUCUUUACAGUCAGUUCAUGGAGUUUAGUACCACUUCCAAUCUGAUGCUACACCAAAGGCUCUACCCCUAUAGGCACCAGGUACAGGGGAAGUCAGGCUACUCUACACAGACAUCAAAACUCAAGUCAGUCCAUAUUCACAGUGCCCCAAGACCUAUUCUUGGAUCCGAGGUCAUCAUGAGCAAGAUUAAAAAUAUGAAGUUUGAGGAGCUCCUGUCGCAUGCUGUGAAACGUGCCCAGCAAUAUGAAAGGAAGUUGUCGACAGGGACAAAGAAGAAAAGACGUGUUACAAAGAGAAGACCAUCAUCUGGGUGUCCUCAAACUAAGAAGGGUCCAUUCAAAGGCACUCUAGUGCAGGGAGUUCCAGAGGGGGAUGAGACCCCGACGUCCCAAUCCGCUAAGUCUGAGAUGUCAUCACGUCCUGGAAGCAGUGUACAGACCAAUAAACCUGGAGCUAAGCAGAACACGGCACAACAGCAGCAGCAAGGAAAAGGUGAUGAACCUAAAGUACCACCACAGCAGAAGCCACAAGUCACUUACAACUACAACCAGCCAUCUACUGUCAAGAAACCCCCUCAGACUCAGCCAGACCCCUCUGCACCCCCACCCCCCAUGGUCAGACAGGAACCCCAGGGACAAGAAGCACCGCCACCCCCUGUCUCCUCCUACCAGUACAAGGCCCCGCCCACCCCCGCCCCAGCCAGUUAUAACCAGCUGAACAGACCCAGGACUACGGAGCCAGUGACCACCAGAAAUAAAGUCAUCACCAAUUUUGAGACAGCGUCUGUUAUUCAGCCAGCGCCGCCACCACCAAAGUUUGACGUGGUUGGUGUGUUGGAGAAGGGAGGAAGUUUAAGUAAAGUCCAGGCGAGGUCAGCAUUUGCCACGUAUUUGUCCCGUGUCCAGGAGCGUCUGAUGUCAGAGACAGGCAGCAGUGACAAGGGAGACAGAGAGGCAGCCAAUGAGCAGAUGGAUUUGGUGCUCCGGUUCCUGAAGAGGGCGGCCGUCAACCUUCAGCAGCCAUUUAAGGUGGUCGUCCCCAGCAGGAAGUUACCCAUCAAUGACAGGAGACGGAUUCUAUCCAAGCAGCUGGGGGAUUUUGUCCAUGUCUACUCUAGGGAGACGGACCAGCUGAGGCAGAGGACAAAAGUGGAAGAGAAACAUCUGAAGAAAGACAAGAUUGACAUGAACAUGGUGGAUGAGGACAAGUUUGGGCAGUUUAUGAAUGUAGCUGGUGAGAGUGAGCUGGAAAAAGUGCUGACCACUUACACCAAGAUGAACAAGUCUGCCAGUAUUUUCUUGGGCAGUAAUUCCAAGUCCAGCUAUGAAGGCCCACCGGUCACUGCUCAGGCCACUCAGUCUGAUAUCUCACUGACCAGGAGAAAGGAGGGGUCGGAUAUGGCAGGGAAGGAAAACAGGGGCAUCAGGGUGCCCCAGGAGACACAGGGUAGUAAUGAAACUGAUACUGUGCAAAUACAGAGAGAACAAUCUGGCACCAGACAGAACCCCCUGUCCUCCUAUGCUGGUGCUGUGCCUAUCUACAGUGCUAAGCUGACUAACAACAACAUAAAACAGAGACCAGCAUCAGCUAGUACACAGAGAAGUGGCAUGUCUCGCACCAACUCUCGACCUGGGUCAGGACGUCCUAUGUCAGCUGGCUCCAGCCGAUCUCGGCCCUCAUCAGCCACUGUGUAUAGAGAAAGACCAGACGGAAGCUCAGCCCCCCAUCACUAUACAGACUCUUACAAUGAGAACACAGUGAAUGAAGCUCUGCACAGGUUAGCACAGCGACAACAAGCACGCACCUACGCCCCGGGCAGCACGUCCAACCUACUGGGACCCAACGGAGCCAAGGAGCCUGUGCAGCCGAGUAGAAACCACCUGAGAACUCAGUCCCUGGAUAGACCUGCUGCCAUGAGAAGUCAGAGUAACACCAGUCUGUUAACACAGUCCAGCUCUGGUCACAGCUCUAGGAGUUCUAACAGUGGUCCUGUGAAACCCAUCACAUUCCCUAACAGUUACAACAAUGGGGAUUCUGGUCAGAGGUCAAAGGUCAGCCAUGCUGGAGAUGGAGGUCAAAGAUCACAGCCUGGUUCUGGUGGAGAUAUGAGUCAAAGGUCACAGGGUGGUCGUCCUGGAGAUGUGGGUCAAAGGUCAAUAACCAGCCUUGGUAGCAAUGAUAGGACAAGUACAGGGAAGCCCCCAGUCAGUAGAAGUAACUAUAAUGACUAUGUAGCUUCCUAUCACUCAGAGGGGAGAGCCAGAACUUCCCUGGACCUUACAGCAAACAUGGCUGGACACCACUCCCACACCAAGUCUGCACCUCCUAACAAGAGAACCCACCUGCAGUCAGCCAAUGACACAUUCAAUAGUUUUGCCUACGAGGAAGAUGGCUUUGUUUACAAUGAUGAUGGUGACAGUGACAAUGAGGCAUGGUCUAAUGCCUAUAACCAAGUGACGGGGGUGUCACCAUUGAGCUCAGGGUACGUCCCAUCACGAGGUAGUACCCAGUAUCAGCUGGCUCAGCAACAGCAGCAGAUGAAGCAACAGAAGAUGAUAGAGCAGAGCCGUACCAUGCUAGAACAGAGUAAAGCCAAACACCAGGCUAUGAUAGCACAGGCCCACGCUGCUCAGCAUGCUAAGAUGGCCAAGGAGCCAGAGAGUGCCAUGCAGCAGUACGCACCUAAACCCCCCUCCCAACCCCCCAGUAUGAGGAAACCCACCAGUAGUCACAGGCUGGCCAGUCUAACCCAAGUCACCAGUUGAAGAUGUAGUCACAGUUAGCUGAGGUAGGUGCUGGCCACUGAGCUGUCCAGUGGUGUACAAGAUGAAGAUGAGGACCCCAUGGUGGACAUCAUCCUCCCCCUAAAUACUGGAGGUCAAAGGUCAACAGCAGCCUCAGUUUCUAUUGGACAGACAGGAGCCUGGUGAUUGGUGGAGGUCGGAGGUCAAAUGAAAAGGAGCCUGGAGAUUGAUGGAGAUCAGAGGUCAACAGCAGCCUCAGUUCUGAGAAGGGAGAAGUUUUAUUAUCAAGGUGAAAUAAUAAACUAAGAUGGACAGUGUCACCAUAUGGUUUUACGAGCUUCAUUUUUUACGCACCACAUCUACCAUCACGACAAUCAAUAUAUUGCUUGUUACUCUAUUUCUUAUUCACCAAAUAUGUUCCAUCAGUCAAGUAUGCACCAAGAAGUUAUUUAUCAUUAUGCAUUGUUAUAUAAGUUGCUGGGAGGAUAUUUUAUGUGCCUGUGAUACAAAGAUUAGAAUGUAAAAGAUGAAUGGUUGUGACUUGUUGUGAAAAUUUUAAGGCGGGGGAUUUUGUUUUUGUUGCUGUUGAUGUUAAUUAUGUUUUAAAAAGUUUUAUUCCAGUCCUAUAAAUUUUGAUAUAGAGUGCAUAUAUAUGAAUUUAUUUGGGUUACAAUUACAGCUGCAUUAAAAUGCAUAAACGUUUUCUCAAAAGAAUUUUGAAGGUUUUCUGUAUUUAUGCACCUUUGGACAAGUUUUAUUUUUAUUUUUUACAUAUAGAUGUUCAUUUGAAUCAUGUUCAGAUUUAUCAGUCCUAAGGCUUUUUAUUUUUAUAUAAAUGCUUAAGAAUUAAACAACUUACACUUUAUGAAAGACAUUAGAUAUGAUUACUUUUAUGUCAAAUAUAUCCAGUGUAUGGAAAAAGGACCUGGCACUUUUUGAAUGUGUUUAAUCUGUCAUUGAAUUCAUUUAGAUGUGUUUAUUGUAAUUCCAUAUAUUUCAUCAAUUCCUUGUUGAAUGUAGAUCACAUGAAUUCACAUAAACUGCAUUCAACACCAUUUAUCAAUGAAGAAAAUGUUUUUAAGAUGAGAUUAUCACCUGACCAUAAGUUAGCAGUUUGAUUGCAAUUUCAUUGCUGUUAAGCUGUCCAUUUUUAGAAAUUAGCCCUAAAAUGGUUGAAAAAUAGCUGAAUGUGGCUUAGAAUUUAUCUUGAUAAGACAGCGUACUUACCAGUAAAACAUUAACAUUGUGAAAAAGACUAAUGUUACUGGUGGCAGGGACACCAUUGUGAGCCAAGUUCUAUUUGGCCAAAAGCACCUGUAGCUGACAACACAUGGACUUUGUGGAAUUGAAAAGGGAUUUUACAAAAGAUUGGAGAUGAACUGAUUUAUGUACAAAUAUAUAUUAACUGUGGUUGAAUUGGAGUAUAUGACUGGACCUUGAAGGGCUGUUAUAAUGCCACAUGAAGAUUAUAUUUGCAUGCAGUUUUUGUAUUCACUGAUGCAGGUACCACUAACAGGGUAAAGUAGUUUAUUUCUUAGCAAAUCAAGUGUUCCCUUAGCAACAGUAGAAGGGAUGCACAUAUAUUUUCCUGCAAAUGUAACACUAGGAUUUUCAUUGGUCAGGGAAAAGUUCAUCAAAACCAAUUUUGUUUCAUAUUGAAAUUAAAUUGUUAACCAGCCAUUUAA